UAAUGCAAUUGCCAUCCCUAAGAAAUACUGAAAUAACCAGAAGACAAGGAAGGGUUAUCCACCCUUGUCAAGAUCUACUUCUAGCUGUGUAUUGUCACUUUAUUUUGGCAACUAGUAGGUCGAAAACCAAAUCAUUUCUACUCGUGAAAAAAAAGAAAAAGAAAAAGAACAAAAGAAAUUGGGUAUGAAACCAGAUCCGAACCCGAAUAGCAGCAGCAUAAAAUGACCAACCAUCCAACGUCGAUGCCCUCUCACAAAUUCUCUUUCGCAGUAUUGUCGUCUUUGUGACUUUCUGUUUUUUCUCUAUAUCUACAUCUCUAUAUCGCUUAAUCUUUUUUCCUCAUUUCUCGAUUCAAUCACCCGCUCGAAGCAUGAGCAGCGACCAAAAAACUUGUCCUCUCUGUGCUGAGGAGAUGGAUUUGACUGAUCAGCAGCUGAAACCUUGCAAGUGUGGUUAUGAGAUUUGUAUUUGGUGCUGGCAUCACAUUAUGGAUAUGGCGGAGAAAGAUGAGAUGGAAGGGCGGUGUCCAGCAUGUCGCACUCCUUAUAAUAAGGAAAAGAUUGUUGGGAUGGGAGCUAAGUGUGAAAGAUUGGUUUCAGAAAUGAAUAUAGAGAAAAAGCUAAAAUCACAAAAGGGAAAGAGCAAAACAUCUGAAGGGCGGAAGCAACUUAGCAGUGUACGAGUGAUCCAAAGGAAUCUUGUUUACGUUGUGGGGUUGCCACUUAAUCUAGCAGAUGAGGAUCUUCUCCAAGGCAAAGAUUAUUUUGGUCAAUAUGGAAAGGUGCUGAAGGUGUCUAUAUCACGGACAGCUGCUGGUGCUAUACAACAUUUUGCAAAUAGUACGUGCAGCGUAUAUAUUACUUAUUCUAAGGAAGAGGAAGCAAUUCGGUGUAUCCGGUCAGUACAUGGAUUUGUUUUGGAGGGUAGCUCUUUAAAGGCUUGCUUUGGCACAACUAAAUAUUGUCAUGCGUGGCUGAGAAAUGUGCCCUGCAGCAACCCAGAUUGUCUAUAUUUGCACGAGUUUGGCUUACAAGAAGAUAGUUUUACUAAGGACGAAAUAUUAUCCGCGUACACAAGAGUUCAGCAUAUCACUGAUGCCACCAAUAGUAUGCAACGCCGUUCGGGAAGUAUGCUACCACCACCAGCAGAUGAGUACUUCAAUAACAGCUCCGCUUCUUCAGGGAAGCCUUCAAGUGAAACUGCUACCUGUACAAAUCAGAAUUCAGUGAGCAGUGUUAGAGCUGCAGCAUCCAAUAGUGGAUCCGCUUCUCUUCCUGCUGGAGCCUUGUGGGGAAUUCGCGCUUCCCAUAGUCAGCCAUCAUCCACAAGUAUACCGUGUUCCACUGGAACACUUGAGCAGAAACCUGAUGGAUGCAAUGGUCCAGUGACAUUUUCUACUUCAGUUGCAAGUCCAAGUCGGAUUUCUACUUUGCAUGGUGAUACUGGCAAGAAGUUUGAUCCCAGUGAAGAAAGCAGCAAAGCUCAACAAAAUAGCAAACUGGAAAUUGUAGAACCUGUUAAAAAUAAAUUAAGAACAGAUACCAUAAAUACUGCUUCUGAGAGUUUUUCCACAUCUGCACUUCCUGUUACUUCACCUAUAAACAGGCAGCUAGAUGUUCACCUGACUUCCGAGGAUAAGGGUAGUCAUGCCAGCAAUUUACAUAAUACUACUAAGUUAUGUGAUCUAUCCCUAAAGUCUUGUGGACCUGCUUUGGACAAAGAUUCCUUGGACACCACAGAUGGAAACAUUGAGAAUGUAGCUUCUAAUAUUAUGUCAACAAGCAUUGCUAGAUAUCAACAAUUGCAGAAUGGCUACUCUGAGCACCUUAGAGAACCAUUGACUUCUCAGCUGGCUGGAAAAUCUGCAAAUUUGACCGAUGAGGUUUUUGUUGCAAAUAUUCAGUCAGAUCUGGGAUCAGGAAUGCAGACAGAAGUUCUGCAAAUUGACUCACGCGAGAUUCUAGCUGAUUUGUUAUCUUUUGAUAGGAAAAGUCCUGAGGCUCCUGCUAAUAGAAGGCAUGUACCAGAUUUCUCACACUCUUCUGGUCUUUCAAAGCAUUCUAAUAUUCAUUUUUCACAGCAUAAUAUUUCGGAUGGUGCAAUCAGUGUUGACCUGCAUGGGAAACUUGCGAAUAGAAAAGAAAAUUUACUAAUUCCAGCUUUGGGCGGUCCUAUUAUGUCUAAUGGACAUUCUAACAAUCUGAUUAAUACUUCUGAGUUUGUUAAUAAUGAUGAAUAUUCUUAUUCGUUUCCAAACAAGGAUAAUGGGUUGCUUUUAGGAAGAUUUGAAGGGGAAGUAGCCAGUGGAGGCCGUGAUGCUGCAGAUCAUAUUAGGGAGAGCAGAAUAAUAUCAAAUAUCAUGUCACUGGACUUUGACUCAUGGGAUGAGCCGCUGACUUCGCCUCAGAACCUGGCUAAGUUGUUGGGUGAAACAGGUAAACAGCAAGGGUCAUCCGGAAUGCCAAGUACAUUGAAAGUUCAGAGUAGCAAUCAAUCAAGGUUUUCUUUUGCUAGAGGGGGGGAACCCAGGAGACAAGUAUCAAACUUUGAACCAUCUGUCAAUUAUGUCGAACAACCCUUUAAACAGCUGCCUUUUGUACAUGAUUCCACCACCAAGAAUUUCCAUCUUGAGAAGUUUGGUAACUCCAAUGGUUUCUCUGCAUUUAAUGGUGUAGAAUCAGAUAUUUUUGCUGGCAGUCAUUCUAAUCUAUCUUCUGACAAGCUUUUGGUUUCAAAACCUCAGAUUUCUGCUCCUCCAGGGUUUUCAGUUCCCAGUAGGGCACCACCUCCAGGCUUUACUUAUUAUGAAAGGGCAGAGCAGAUUUCGGGCACACGCUCUGGAAAUCAUGAACUUGAUGCUUCCUUGUUAAGGAAUCAGUAUCAAGCACCACCAAGUGGUCAUACUAUCAAUAAUGGAGACUUUGACUUUAAGGAUCCUGCAAUUUUGGCAGUUGGCAAGGGGAUGCUGCCAGGUGGUCUGAACGGCCCAAGCUUAGACAUGAGAUCAAUUUUUUCUCCUCAAGUCACAUUUGAAGAGACAAGAUUUCAAUCUUUGUUACAAAGAUCUCUUCCUCUGCAUCAGAACCAAAGAUUUGCUGACGUGGGGGGUGGUUUUUCAUCUCUCGGGAAUGCUUAUGGAAUUCCUUCUGGGGUUGUGGAGCAAAGAUUAGUCAACAAUCGGUCUCCCUUUUCUCAAUCAACUAUCCCUCAGUCCAGAAAUGCAAUAGCGUCCAACGGUCAAUGGGAAGGGUGGAAUGAGGUGCAGGGUGGAAAUAAAUUGGGUAUGGCAGAUCUACUCAGGAAUGAGAGAUUGAGAUAUACUAAACUCUACAGUGGACAUGAAGAUUCAGAGAUCCGUAUGCCUAGUUCAGGCAAUCUUUAUAAUGGGACAUUUGGGAUUUAAUUUUAUUGAAGAGCCUUAUUCUGGGUGGUUGGUUACGUUAGUGGUGAAAUAGGAAGAUCACAUUUGACCCUGCCGUACUUGCAUUAAGGACUCGAUGCAUGGCUUUUAGAUGGCCUGAUAUCUGAUGCUUGUAUCAAAUUUAAUCUAACAGAGGGGUUCCAAGAACGCUUAAAAAGAUAAUGCAUGCCUGAUUAAAGUCAUAAAAAGGGAGUUCUGAUUGGGCUCCUUUCUGGUUGUUGAAGGAUCAAACUGUGUAACAAAGAGUUGUGAUACCUACAGUUCCCGUGAAUCAUGUGGAACGACAAAAUAUGUGCUGGAGACGUUUGUGUCCCUCUGGUUAACCUAGUAUCUCAACAUUUUGGUUUCAUAGAUGGAUUCUUUUGAUGAUGUGGUCAUCUCUUUCUCGGUUCAUUUACUAAUUCCAGGUGAAAGGAGCUCGAUUAUGGCUCCAAAGUAAAGGCUGCACAAGGGAUUUUGCACAUGAUUAAAUCAGCAGGCAAUCCUCCGUUUGGAGAGGAGAAUCAGACAAUUCCAUGCAGGUGGCUCUGCUUUCACAGUUUUCUUUGCAUAAAUUAUCUUGGGUUUCUCGUAGAGCUGUACCAAAUAAUUGCAGAGCAUUCAUGAUCUGCAUAGAUGAGUCGAAUUACUCCCAUCGCUUGGUUUUAAUGGUCAAAUAAAUUACUGUCGCGUUUUAUGUCAAGUUGUGUGUACAAUAAACAAAAAGUUUUUAGCUUCUUGAUUCGUGAAUCAA
Messenger RNA from Olea europaea var. sylvestris, 4155 nucleotides. RefSeq lists its product as uncharacterized. Gene Ontology annotation, cellular component: CCR4-NOT complex. Lineage: Eukaryota; Viridiplantae; Streptophyta; Magnoliopsida; Lamiales; Oleaceae. Gene Ontology annotation, molecular function: ubiquitin-protein transferase activity; RNA binding. Gene Ontology annotation, biological process: protein ubiquitination. The record is from RefSeq and is a predicted model, not a curated record. Bases 372 to 3404 code for a protein of 1010 amino acids. The transcript is spliced from 14 exons.